Molecule: messenger RNA, 303 nt
Organism: Nestor notabilis (Kea)
Lineage: Eukaryota; Metazoa; Chordata; Aves; Psittaciformes; Psittacidae
Gene: NUDT14
Product: nudix (nucleoside diphosphate linked moiety X)-type motif 14
Exons: 2
Biological process (GO): ribose phosphate metabolic process; nucleoside phosphate metabolic process
Molecular function (GO): UDP-sugar diphosphatase activity
Source: RefSeq, a predicted model, not a curated record
UGUGUCAAUCCUGAUCUUUAAUACUUCUCGGCAGUGCUUUGUUCUGGUGAAGCAGUUCCGCCCAGCUGUUUACAUGAGUGAAGUAGAAAAGCAUCAUCCUCAACUCUUUCAGAAUCGGGAUAAUGAGAGCUUCUCUCGUCUAGAGAAUCCCUUACCUGCUGCAGUAGGAGUGACCUAUGAACUCUGCGCUGGCAUUGUUGACAAACCAGACCUUUCUGUAGAAGAAAUUGCAUGUGAGGAAGUCUUAGAAGAAUGUGGCUAUCAUGUUGCUGUUACAGACCUAAGGAGAAUCACUUCUUACAG